AGCGUAACCCAAUUCGUCAGCAGUUCCCAAUAAUAUAAAUAAAAUAACUAUUCCAGCUUUCCUUCCCGCGUUUUACAUAAAAAAAAAAUAACGAAAACAACUAACGUAUCACUAAUGAAAAAACCGGGAAAUUAUUUUGUUAUUUUUUCUCAUUAUUUUUGUUUGUAUUUAUUCAUUUUAAUUAUUUUAAAAUAAUUAAAUUAUAUUUAAUUGAGUGUAACAAAUAUAAGAUAUUAAUUUACCAUAUAAUUGUAAUAAGCUAUCAAUUAUACGGUAUAACCUAAAAUAAAAUGGAAGAGAGCCCAACAACAUCUCGAAGUAAACGACAAAAAAUUGAUAAAUCAGGUCGUAGUGCUGCUUUACAGAAAUUAAAAGAAUUGAAAGGAAGUAAAAAUAAAUAUAAAAUUGAAGAGCUUAAAAAUGUAUAUGAUCAAGUUGAUGAAAAAGAGUAUUCAAAAACCGUUGCUACUCGACAGGAAUCUGAUUGGAUUGUAGAUGAUGGUGGAAGUGGAUAUGUUGAAGACGGUAGAGAAAUUUUUGAUGAUGAUUUGGAUGAUGAAAGUAUUGAGAAAGCAUCAAAACAAAAUUUAGCUGGACCACGUAAACGAAAACGUGAUGAUGAAUCUAAAUCAAAAGGUUCUAUUGUAGACAUGUUCAAAAAUGUUAAAAAAAAUACAAUCGAAUCUGUUACAUCGGACAACGAUAAUCUUUUAGCUGAUUUACUUGAUGAGAUUAAAACAAAAAAAAAUCCAUCAUCAGAAUCAAAUAAAUCCUCAAUCAUAAAUAAAUUUAAAGUUAAACCAAAAUCUUCUCCAUCAUCACCAUUAUUACUAGAAAAUAAAUCAGAUAUUAUAAAAGAAAACUCAAAGGAUGAUAAUAACGAUGACGUCCAUUCACCACCAACUAAAAAAAUUAAUAUCGAUGUAAAUUCAACAUCUGAACAAGAUAAACAAUUGAAUAAAGUUCAACUAAUUAAAUCUGAACCACAACAACAACAACAACAACAACAACAGUUAUUGUCAAGUAAUAAAAUUGAUAAAGUUCCUGAGGUAAUAGACGAUGUUAAUUUAUUUGAUAAUUAUUUUGAUGAGCCAUUCGACGAUAUAAUUGAUAAUACUAAUAAUUCGGUUGCUACAACAACAUCUAAAUUACCUUGUAAAAAUACAAAUAAUGUUAAUAAUGAUGAUGAUGAUGAUGAUGACUUUGAUGCAAUUAUUGGAUCAAUAGAUGAAAAAAAUCUUUGUAAUAAUGAUAAUAAAAAUCGUCCUAAAUUAGAAGAUGAUGAUUUUAAUAAAGUUAUUGAAACUUUAGAUAAAAAUUCAUUAUGGUCUGAAUGGGAUGGCGAAACAACAGAAACAACUAAAACAGAUGCAGAAGAUACAAUACAUGAAAAUUUAUCAUUAUAUACUGGUUAUAAUUUAUUAAAAGCUGAAAUUUCAGGUGAUGAUAUUGUUAAAUUUUUUUGGUGGGACGCUAUGGAAAAUCCAUAUAAAAAUCCAGGUGUUGUCAAUUUAUUUGGUAAAAUUUAUAUUGAAUCUUUGGAUCGUUAUGAAUCAUGUUGUUUAUCUGUUAAAAAUAUUCCACGUAGAAUUUAUAUUUUACCUAAAGAAAAAAUAAUAGAUAAUGAUACUGGAAUUGAAAGAUUAACAACUAUGAAAGAUGUAUAUAAUGAAUUUAAAAAUCUUGCUGAUAAUAAUAAAAUAUAUGAAUUUCGUAGUUCAACAACAACAAAAUAUUAUGCUUUUAAUCAUGAAAAUACACCAUUACAAUCAGAAUAUCUUGAGGUAAGAUACUCAUCAUCAUAUCCGAAAUUAGAUUCAAAUUAUAGUGGUAAUGCUAUUGAACAUAUAUUUGGUACAACUGUUAAUCCUUUAGAACUUUUAUUAAUUGAAAGACAAAUAAAAGGACCAUGUUGGCUUGAUAUUAAAUUACCAAUUCCUAUUGAAAAUACUUUAACUUGGUCAAAGUAUCAAUUAAAUUGUUUUAAAAUGGAAAAUAUAACUGUUUCUAAUAAUAACAAUGAUAUUGAUAAUGAUAAUAAUGGACGAUUUAAAAAAAUACCACCAAUGGUUAUAAUGGCUAUUGAUGUAAGAACAACAUUAAAUUAUAAAAAUAAUAAUACUGAAAUAACAGUUAUUGGUAUAUUAAUAAAUGAUAAUUAUAAUAUUGAUAAACCAUCACCUAAAAUAAUGUUUAAUAAACAUUAUUGUAUAAUAACUCAUCCUAAAGAUACAAAUUGGCCAUUAUAUGCUCGUGAUAAAUUAAAUAAUAUUGAUAAAACAAAUGUUAUUAUUUGUGAUACUGAAACAGAUGUAUUAGAAAAUUUUUUAAAUAUUAUUUGUGAUACAGAUCCUGAUUUAUUAAUAGGAUAUGAUUGUGGUUUUCAAUUUGAUAUUAUUUAUCGUCGAUUAAUAGCAUUAAAUAUUAAAAAUUUAAAUAAAAUUGGUAAACUUAAACAAAAUAUUGCUGGACAAUUUUAUGGUGGUAAUAAUAAUAAUAAUAAUAAUUCAAAAUUACAUUUACCAUCAUUAUUUAAUGGUCGUCCAAUAUGUGAUAUUGUUGUAUCAGUUAAAGAAUUAAAUAUUAAAAUUCGUAGUUAUGAUCUUGACAGUAUAUGUAAUGCUGUUUUAAAAACAAAAGAAAAUACAAUAAAAGAAAUAAAACCAAUUGAAUGCCCAAAAUUUUACGAAACAACAGAUAAAAUAAAAACACUUAUUAAAAUAACAAUGUCUGAAGCAUUAUAUAUAUUAAAAUUAAUGUUUGAAUUAAAUAUAAUACCAUUAUCACUUCAAAUAACAUGUAUUGCUGGUAAUGUAUUAUCUAAAACAUUAAUUGGUGGUCGUGCUGAAAGAAAUGAAUAUUUAUUACUUCAUGCAUUUUCAAAUAAAGGUUAUAUAACACCUGAUAAACCUAAACCAAUAAUAAAUAAAAUUAAAAAAAAUAGUUAUACUUAUAAACAAAAAAAAAAAAGUACAUAUACUGGUGGUCUUGUAUUAGAACCAAAACGUGGAUUUUAUGAUAAAUUAAUAUUAUUAAUGGAUUUUAAUUCAUUAUAUCCUAGUAUUAUUCAAGAAUAUAAUAUUUGUUUUACAACAUUACCAGGUGUUUGUUAUAAUGAUUUUAAAGAUAUUGAGUUACCAAAACAAGAUUUAGAUAUUGGAAUAAUACCAACAGAAAUACGUAAACUUGUUGAAAGUCGUCGUCAAGUUAAAAAUUUAAUGAAACAACAUAAUUUAACAAAUGAAUUAAAAAUUCAAUAUAAUAUUCGUCAAUUGGCAUUAAAAUUAACAGCUAAUUCAAUGUAUGGAUGUCUUGGUGCUGAACAUUGUCGUUUUUAUGCUAAAAAUUUAGCUGAAAUAAUAACAUUAAAAGGACGUGAAAUACUUGAAGAUACUAAAAAAAUUGUUGAAAAUUUUAAUUAUGAUGUUAUAUAUGGUGAUACUGAUUCAUUAAUGAUAAAUACUAAUUGUUUAAAUUAUGAUAAAGCAUAUGAUAUUGCUAAAUAUAUUAAAAAUAAUGUUAAUAAACAUUAUAAAAUGCUUGAACUUGAUAUUGAUGGUAUAUUUAAAUAUUUAUUAUUAUAUCAAAAAAAAAAAUAUGCUGCUGUUAUUAUAAAUAAAUUAUCAAACGGUGAAAUUCAAUUAAAUACUGAAUACAAAGGAUUAGAUAUUGUUAGACGUGAUUGGUGUCAAUUAGCUUGUGAUCAAGGUCGUAUAAUAUUAGAUAUUCUUUUUUCAGAUAAUUUUACUGAAGAAAUUAAAUAUAAUAAAAUUAGUUCAACUCUUGAGGAUAUAUCAUACAAAGUAUAUAAUAAUAAAUUUCCACUUGAAUCAUUUAUUAUAACAAAACAACUUUCGAAAAAUCCAAAUGAUUAUCAAAAUAAUAAUAACAACAACAGUAAACAACAACAACCUCAUGUUGAUAUUGCUAUAAGAAUGAAUAAAACUGGUGGACGUAUGUGGAAAGCUGGUGAUACUAUUUCAUAUUUAAUAUGUAAUGAUGGUACUAAUAAUCAACCAAAUCAACGAGCAUAUCAUAUUCAUGAAUUUAAAAAUAAUAAUAAUUUAUCAAUUGAUUGUAUUUAUUAUUUACGUCAUCAAAUUUAUCCUGUUGUAUCACGUAUUUGUGAACCCGUUGAUAUGAUAACUGAAAUAUUAAUAAUUAAAAAUUUAGGUUUACAAGAUGUUUGUACGAGAGCAAAUAUGUUUAAACCAAUUUCAAUAGAUAAGUUAAAUCUUGAUAAUAAUAAAUCAAUUGAAAAUAAUGAUCCAUUAUAUAAAAAUUGUGAACCGUUUAAAUUAAGUUGUAUUAAAUGUAAUACAACUAUUGAAAUUAAAAAAUUUUUAUAUAAUUUUUCACAAGGCUCUAAACCAUCAUUAUAUCAAUGUAUUAAUCCAAAUUGUAAUUAUCCUCUUUGGAAAAAUUCAAAUAUAAUAUAUAGUGCUGUAUUUAAAAAUAUUAAAACAGUUGUUCAACGAUAUUAUAGACAAAAUUUUAUUUGUAAUAAUUCAAAGUGUAAAAAAAUUCAGAGAAAAAUAUUAAUCAGCGGACGAGUUCAAUUACCAUUGUGUAUUUAUUGUGGCCGUAGUUAUUUAAUUAAAACUUAUACGGAUAGAGAAUGUUGGAACCAAAUUAAUUUUUAUCGUUAUAUUUUUGAUUCAACACAAAUUGACAAUAAUAAUUUAACAACAAUCGUUGAAUCAAAUUCACAUGAAAUGCUUGAUGUUUAUAAAACAGCUAAAGAAAUAAUUGAAUCUUAUUUAAUCAGAAGUCGUUUUUCUCUUGUAAGUCAUAAAAUAUUUAAUUUUGCGAGAAAAAGAAAAAACAAUAAUCAUUACAAACAUGAACCUAAAAAUAAUGUUGACAUGACAUUUGAUGAUGAUGAUGAUGAUGAUGAUGAUAAAUCAAAAGAUAACAAUACUUUGAAUUUCAUGUCACAAGAAAUACUUUUACCAAACAAAGAAAAUGAUGAAAUCAGUAAAGUUGUAAUUUGGGAAGCUGCAAACAGUGAACAAUCUACCACUAAAUAUAUGCAAAAAGGAAAUACGAAAUGAAAAAAAACUAAAAUAAUAAUAACAAUAAUUUUAUACAAUAAACACUCUUUUUUAUUAUUUUUUUAAUUAAUAAAAUAUAUCAAUCAACGCUUUUCUUUUUUUCUUUAUUUUAUUGUUUAAUAUAUAAGAGUAUGUAAUUAUUAUUAAUAAGCAUACUAUAAUUAUAAUCAAUAAUCAUCAUAUUACAUGUAUUAUUUUUAAUUUUGUAAUAAAUAUUUCA
Microplitis mediator is the source of this 5274-nucleotide messenger RNA. It is a transcript of the gene DNApol-alpha180, whose product is annotated as DNA polymerase alpha catalytic subunit. NCBI's taxonomy places the organism in Eukaryota, Metazoa, Arthropoda, Insecta, Hymenoptera, Braconidae. Gene Ontology annotation, cellular component: alpha DNA polymerase:primase complex. The transcript is spliced from 3 exons. Gene Ontology annotation, molecular function: purine nucleotide binding; pyrimidine nucleotide binding; chromatin binding. Bases 291 to 5054 code for a protein of 1587 amino acids. The record is from RefSeq and is a predicted model, not a curated record. Gene Ontology annotation, biological process: mitotic DNA replication initiation; DNA replication; lagging strand elongation.